AUGGUGACGACUUCUAGUUUAUUUUCUAUAUUGAAUGAAUUGGUAUCAAAGACUGCGCCACAAUGGCUAUAUACAUAUAAGCCAAAGCCAUGGUUGAGAAUUGGAUCUUUAGGCCUUUCUACAGUCUUAGUGGUCUAUGGUGUCACAUUUGCAGACAUGACAUGGUUAUCUGCAAAGAAGAGAUAUGAAUGGGCCACUGAAGAGGAACGACUGGAUUGGAAAUAUUGGAUAAAGACGUAUGGACCAUUAGGGUUGACUUUUUUGCCUUUUACUCUGUCCCUGGGGACAUUAUGGACUUUUUCUAGAGUCGUUACUAAAAUUGAACUGGUAUCUAAACACAGUAAUGUUAAUAGUAAUGUGCCAAUGUUUAGAGUGGUUAGAUUAUCUGCAGUUAUGGGUAAACCCAAAGAAAAUUUAAUCAAUGUUAAUCAUUUAGUAAAGAGUAAAAAUUCUCGUAUUUUUACAGGUAAUGGCGAUCAGGGUAUUGAAGAUAGGGGUACAUUUUGCUUUUAUUUGAUGAAUACAGCAGCUGGUGUCAAGUUUUGGGAUAAACAUUACAUUAUUUCUCGUUCUGGGAAAAUUUGGAAAUCUGAUGGGAAAUUGCUCGAGUCCUUAUUUAACGAUGGUCCAGGAACUGUAUCAUCAUCUAAAUCUAAGAAUAGGCCACGACAUUCUAUACUUCAAGAAAUUAUCCAAUUGAACCAAGAAAAAAAUAAAAAUAAGCACUCAUUCCAUAUAAAAUCAAUUAAACAAAAAAAUAUUAUAAAAGAUAUUAUAUUAAACACAGAAAAGAAAUAG
Molecule: messenger RNA, 798 nt
Organism: Arxiozyma heterogenica
Lineage: Eukaryota; Fungi; Ascomycota; Saccharomycetes; Saccharomycetales; Saccharomycetaceae
Gene: MRX15
Product: Mrx15p
Exons: 1
Coding region: 1-798 (265 amino acids)
Source: RefSeq, a predicted model, not a curated record